AUGUUGAAAGAGACGCGUGAGCUUUAUGAAGCUACUGCCGACGCCAAGGGUCUUCCCGAGGACCUUCGCACGGCCGCUGAGCACAUCCCAUUGGUGCUUGAGGUUCUCAGCCACGCAGAACAAAAUAUCAGACAAGGGCAUGUCACUAGCGAGGCGUUGCAAAGCUUGAAUUCUAUUCUGGAAGAAUGUAAAGACAGUGUUGUUAACGUCAAGGACAUCUUUGAGAGCACAAUGUCUUCCAAAGGCGCCUCCGGACCGGAGCAGUUGACCAAUGGCAAUAGGCUGAGAGGGUAUGUGGAAGAUAUCGUCAAGAAUAUGGAGCUUCUAGCUCAAAUUCACGUGCUCGAAGAUCCGGAAACUCUACGAGAUAUCCAAGAAGCUGUCGAGCAGUUAGGUAGUGCAGCUCAGCGACCGGACGAGGACACGGCAGAGAUUCGCCGCGAAACCCAGGCCAGCCAGCUAAGCCGCGAAGAUACCGAGCGCAUGAAGGCUUUCAGCAACCCUAUUGACUGCUUGGCGCAGAAGAAUCGCAACGAGGCCUGCGCACCAGAGACUGGACAGUGGUUCUUUCGCCACCGUAAGUAUCAGGACUUCUGUCUUGGGCAAGCACCACAGCUCCUGUUUGUGACCGCUGAGGCCGGCAGCGGCAAGUCUACUGUCAUGAGGACCUUCGUAGAUAGUAUCCAAGCCUCUAAACCCUCUGUUCUGAUCGCCCACUUCUUUUUCAAGGACGACGACGAGCUUCAACGCAGCUACGUCGACGCCCUUAGCGCGAUCAUUCACCAGCUGCUUUCCCAGCGCCCAGCGCUCGUGAAAUACAUCAGACAACCGGUCCAGCAAUACGGCCCAGAUAUCAAGAAUCUUCCCGGAGAGAUGUGGAAGGUGCUAAUUAAGUUCGCCUUGGACGUACAAGAUGACAUUAUCUGCGUCUUGGAUGCUGUUGAUGAGUGCGAACCUAGCGGAAGGGCCCAGCUUCUCCAAGAUUUGAAAUACUACCUGCAGGAGGCGGACUCGGCAAGGUCUCGUCUGAAGGUCAUAGUUUCUUCACGACCUUGCCAAGAUCGCUAUCAUCCGUAUGAGGAUCUGAUCAUUUGCUCGUCCAAAGUGCAUCACCUCGAUGGUGAGAACGCUAAAUUCGAAAUUGACAUCGCAAAGGUGAUCAGUUUCAAGGUGUACGAGCUGACGCGAAGGCGACAAAUUAGUGAUCGCACUUCUCAACGUCUUUCCGACAAAAUCAUGGACAGGAAUGUACAGACGAAAUCGUUCCUUUGGGUGAAGCUGGCCCUUGAACUUCUGAACACAGACCCAAGGUUCCAUCCAGAUGUAGGUGAGCGCACCAUCGACGAUAUCCUGGCUGCCAUUCCCGAGUCAAUCGGAGAACAAUUCGACCGGCUGCUGCAGUCAAGUUCCGAUCCGAGGCAUGCACGGAAUCUUCUAAGUGUGAUCCUAGCGGCUCGAAGACCUCUGAAAAUCGCAGAACUCAAGGUUAUUUAUGGGUUGACACGGGACAUAGAUGCUGAACUUGAUCGACCAAAGACGUACGAGGACCUGGAUAUGUUACAAGACGACUACCAUUUCAAGAGACUCGUGCGUACCACCUGUGGCUUGUUCAUCACCUUCGUCAAGUCGUCUGUGCACCUGUUCCAUCAGACUGCUCGAGAGUACCUCAUGUCGGACUCAAAAACCGGAGAACGCCUUUAUUCGGCCACCAUUGCCAAAACUGUAGGCUCGUGGAAGCACUCGAUCACGCUAGAACAGGCCAACUGUGUCAGUGCAAGAGUCUGCCUAGAGCUGCUCAGUUUCGAUGUUACCGAGGACUGGGUGUGGAAGGUGUGA
Messenger RNA from Exophiala aquamarina CBS 119918, 1836 nucleotides. RefSeq lists its product as uncharacterized. The record is from RefSeq and is a predicted model, not a curated record. The transcript has a single exon. The coding region runs from base 1 to 1836 and encodes 611 amino acids. Lineage: Eukaryota; Fungi; Ascomycota; Eurotiomycetes; Chaetothyriales; Herpotrichiellaceae.